Epinephelus lanceolatus (giant grouper) is the source of this 9829-nucleotide messenger RNA. NCBI's taxonomy places the organism in Eukaryota, Metazoa, Chordata, Actinopteri, Perciformes, Serranidae. The record is from RefSeq and is a predicted model, not a curated record.
AACAAACAGCGGAGACGGAGCGGCACGCCGCGCUGGAUCACCACGCACGCAUACACACUCAAGAGCGCGCGCAGUCGUACGCACACACACACACACGCACGCACGGAGCGGCAACAACGUAGAGUCACACACAGACGUUGUUUUUCUGUUAAGUGAGAAAUAAGCGAGUUGCAGCGGCGGGAGAAGAAGUCACCUAUCUGCAGCCGGGAGGCUUUGAGGAAACGACAAAGCGAGUCAUCAUGUGAGAGAACUUAAUGUGGGAAACGGACAAAAGGGCUGGAAUACGAGGAGAAUAGAAAGUAAAAGUGAUGUGUCAGUGUGACCGUAGACGCUACCCGUGGAUAAAUGAUCACUAAUCACCAUCACAAGAUGAAGGACGAGUCUGGCGUGAGCGGAAUGUCCGUGGAUGAGAAGCCUGAAGCCCCCAUGUAUGUGUAUGAGUCGACAGUUCAUUGUACCAAUAUCCUCCUCUGCCUCAACGACCAGCGGAAGCAGGAUAUCCUGUGCGAUGUGACUGUCCUGGUGGAGGGCAAGGAGUUCCGAGGGCACCGGUCCGUGCUGGCCGCCUGCAGCGAGUAUUUCCUCCAGGCGCUGGUGGGCCAGGCGGAGAAUGGCUUGGUCGUUAGCCUCCCGGAAGAGGUCACUGCCAGGGGAUUCGCGCCAUUGUUGCAGUUUGCCUACACUGCUAAGCUGUUACUCAGCAGAGAAAACAUCCAGGAGGUCAUCCGCUGUGCCGAAUUCUUGCGCAUGCACAACCUCGAGGACUCAUGCUUUCGCUUCCUGGAAGCUCAGCUGCGCAGCGAGGAGGAUGGCUUGCUGCUCUGCCACAAGGUGGCGGCAGAGGUGAACAACUCAGAGGAUGAGAGCAUGCAGUCAGAGGCGGAAAGGCCCACUUCCCCGAAGGCGCGACGGCGUGCUGAAGCCCUCACCUCCUUUGGACACCCUGACGAUGAUCGGCUAUCAAUGGCUAUGCCCAGUAACUUCGCAGAUGGCCGGCUGGACUUUGAUCGGCACGGAGCGUCAGACCUGCCGCGAUGCCCCAAGUACAGGAAAUACCAGUGGGCUUGCAACAAGCACAAUAAUGACACCUCCUCACACACCAGUACCUCAGGUUUUCCAAGCACAUUAAAGGAGAGCAGCAUUAGCGGGGCAGUGCCAGGUCAGGGCAGGCUGCCUUUGGCACAGAUCAAAGUUGAACCACAGGCAGAGGAAGAGGCCGUCUCAUUGUGCCUGUCAGGGGACGAGCAGGACGUCAGGGAUAAGGACAGUGUGACAGCCAUGGAGAUGGAUAACCCCAUGUCUGUGGAAAGAACCAAGAGAACCAAGUCCCCUUCUUGCCUCCGAGCCUUCUUCAAGAAAGGGGUGGACCUCCCCAGUCUGCCCAACACAUCACAGCAGCUAUUCGCCAACAGACUUGUCUGCCCCCAGGACAAAGGAAACUCUCAGGGAGAUCAUAAAAAAGACUUCAGGCCUUUCACUGGGGAGCUGGGUCUGUCUGUUACAUCCCCAAAGGACGUGGACGGUUUCCCUGCAGGGUUGUCCCUCAAGUCCGCUUCCUGUGAUGGGGUCUGCAAACAGGAAGUUGAGCUAGAUCGCCGUAGUGUCAUAUUUUCCUCAGGGGCCUGCAACCGUCUGGGAACCCCAGCACAUUCCUACCCUGGUGGGAACUCUUUGGAGAUGGAGCUCUCUGAGCACAUGCCAAAGAGCCUGUGGGCUGGAGCCAGCCAGUCCCUCCCCACCUCCCAGACCUAUUCUCCCAGCACCACCUCCACUGAGCCCCCACUCCUGUGCCGCCCACGACCCAACACCAGCUGCCCAGUGCCAAUCAAAGUGUGCCCGCGCUCGCCGCCUUGUGAGACACGCACCAGGACUUCCAGCUCCUGCUCUUCAUACUCAUAUGCGGAGGACGGCAGCGGAGGAUCUCCCUGCAGCCUGCCCCAGUUUGAGUUCUCCUCCUCUCCAUGCUCCAACGUGGCACGCUGCCUCAAUGUGGACCAGCAGGAGCAAAGUGUGGGCGGGGAUCCCCUUUUUAACCAGGUGCGGCCCAAGAUCAAAUGUGAGCAGUCCUAUGGCACCAACUCCAGCGACGAGUCAGGCUCCUUCUCAGAGGGAGACAGCGAGUCCUGCCAUGUACAGGAGCGAGGGCCAGAGGUGUGUGAGAAGGAGAAGCUGCUGACAGAGAGGAACCAGCUGAAGGCAUGCAUGGGCGAGCUGUGGGAGAACUUCUCCUGCCUGUCCCAGGAGGUGUGCAGGGAUGUCCAGCUGAGCCCCGAGCAGGUCCAGUCUUUACACCACUACUGCCCCGUGCUGCGGCCCGCCAACUCCACUGCCAGCAUCAACUCUGCCCACGAGCCCAAGCCUGCCCCCAGCCCCGCCACCAACACCACCACCACCACCACCAGCAUCGACCUCACCGCCCACUCGGGCUCGGCCACGCCGGAGCCCAGCUUCCACGGGUCGCCCGGGCCCUCAGAGAGCGAGCCCGACUUGGCCAUCAGGAACGGGGCGGACAAAGAUACGGACGGCCGAGACGCCAGCUUGUACACUCAGUCAGGGCUGUCCGCGGAAAAAUUCAACCAGACGGUAACGGUGGAUUUUUGCCAGGAAAUGACUGACAAAUGUACAACUGACGAGCAGCCAAGGAAGGACUGUACUAAGUAGUGGUGGUUUUCUGUGUUGUUGUUUUUGGAUGUUUUUUUUAUUAUUUAAUUUUACUCUUCUGACAAACCCUCUCUCGGGGUUGCUGAGACGGUCAGCCUCUGCCAGUGUUCACUGAAAAACAAGCUUUGUUUGUAUUUAUGUCUUUUUGUGCUGUCUUUCUUUUUUUUUUUUUUUUUUUUUGGAACGGUUGACACUAAAGUUGUCUUAACAGCAGCAAUACUGUUCUCCAGGUAUUCUCCUCUUACCAUGACAGAGUGGGAACUUCUCACCAAACCCUUACAAUGGUGCUAUACCCGCCCCGACAGCAACCUCUACAGUGGAGACUCUGUUCUUCAUGUGUCACACAUCACAACUCAAAGCUGAACCUCAUCGGACCUAAACAGCAGCUCUCUUUGUCUCUCUGUGUACCAACAGUAUCUCUGUUCCUGCCUUUCACAUUUGCUCUUCUCUUUUUUUUCCCACUCUGUCUCUAUCAAUCUUCUCUACCUCUUCCUUUCUCGCUCUUUUUCUCUCUUUCUCUCAGUCUGUGGUUCUUCUCUCGCUAUAUCUCAGUGGCCCUUUUCGUCACGGCAAUUCAAACUCAGGAAAAAGAAAAAAAAAUCCUCUGAAUGUUCAACCUAAUUCAUGGAAAACGAGAAUACAGCUUCUGUACACGAGGAAGUUGCGAUGCAGUUAGACUGUAAAAUGUUCAUAUGCAAAAAUGUCUUCAAAGCGUCUGGCAUUUGUAUUUCUGUACAGGAGAACUUUGUACAGGCUGUAACCGAAAACAUUCCUCCUUUGCCUUCCUCAGCACUGAAUUGAAAGGAAAGAAAAGGUUUUUUUCGCAGGCGGUUAAAUGGCUAUUUUUAUUUCCCACUCAUCAGCAAUACCAUUGUAUUUGGAUGUUGUAACGGUGACUUUCAAGUGCUUGUUUGGCAGAAAUGUACAUAGUAUGGAGCAUGAUGACUGUAACAGUGAUUUUGUACAGGUAGAGGCUUAGAUGUUUCUUUUUUCACCGGGGUUAUAUCAAGCACCUUUUUGCUAAGGGAAAAAUCUUUGCUUUGCUGUUUCCUGUCCUGCCUAAUGAAUGCUCCCCAUCACAGUGGGUGUUCUUAAACUCAGGAAAUCAGCUCGAUAACACAUGUAGACACACACACACACACACACACACACACAGUACAUACAGACACACGUGUCAACACACAUGUCAAAUUUUGAGCCCCAUGCAUGUAUAAAAGUUAGACAUUCGAGUUUUUAACGUGAGGCUCAGGCCAGCUCCUCUCCAACUUUGACUCCUCUUUAAAUGUGAAAAAAAAGAGUUCUGCCUUGUGUUUUUUGGAGGUAAAUCUUAUUUCUUAUCAGUAUUUGAAGAUGCUAUUUGUGUACACUCUCGCUUUGGGUUUCUUCAGUGUUGCCGUUUGAUGUUCGAAGACAGCAGAAAAGCCAACAUCUAAGACAGAUACUUUCAUUUUUUUCAAUUUGAUGCUGAAUAAAACACCUAUUGACAAAAAGAAAAAACUAUUGACUUAAAUCAGGCACUUUGUUCCAGGCCCCAAGCGCUCAGAGCCAUUUAGCACUUCAAUAAGGGUCUUUGUCUUUGUUUCAGAGCCCUUAAAAGUCUCAUUCUGGAGCACUUAAAUUGGCACUUCAAGAGGAAACAUCUUGUUGAUAUGAUCAUAUAAAUAUACAAUUCAAAAAUAUCUCUAUAAAGACGACGUAUCUGAAACAUAAAAAGAAGCUAACGUUUUAGUAAGAGUGUUCACACCUUAUGUAUUUCUUUAGGAAUUGAAUAAGCUAAUUCAGAUUUCAUUUGAUGUGAAAGCAGUGUAUGUGUUGUCCAAAUGAUUGAGUAACAAUCAUAUAAGAUAGUAACACGUUUGCCCUAAUUGUGCAUUUGUUUGAACAUCCUCCUUUGUGAUGUGCAUGCAUGCUGCCUAUAGCUAUAGGCUUAGUUAGUUUGUCUAGCUUCUGUUUGCCUCGUGAGUUCUCUACUGGAGCAGUCUGCUUUUAAAAUGAUAUUUUAAAAAAAAUUUCUAUGUAUAAACAGGCAAGACAAGCUGAAUUAUGUCAGCCCUCACUAGAGGCAGGCUCUCAGUAUGAGCAGGGCUGUACUCUAGCACAGAGGUUGAAUCCAAUUGGAACGUGAAGCUUUGUUCAUUGCUCGAUAAAGCCCCAAUCCCAAAUGGCAGUCCCCGUUAUCUUAAUACAUAGCUGGAGCUAAUGUCGCCUCUAGGCUAGCUGUUGUUCUGCUAGCUUCUAUUUUGGAAAUUAACUACUGCUACAAGCCCCAUCCCUUUUAGUGACAUCAUAUUUUCAAGGUAAUCCAAGCCGUUCUCAUUCCCAGGUCGUGAAAUACCUGUGCUUUGUAAUGGCCUUCAGCAUCUGAUAGCGACACACAGGGCACCCUGUGUCUCUGUGUGACACACAUUGUAACACAUGGUUAAUGUUGUGAGACAUUGCAAUAAGGUUUAGGUAAGAAAACUACUUGGUAUGGUUUAGAAAAAAGAUCUUCCUUUGGGUUAAAAGAAGUAAAUUUGUUGUGUGGAUCAUGCACAGCCUUUGUUAAAAUUACAAAGGGUUCAACUUCUAAUAGAAAGGACUGCGGUAAAUAAAAAUGUACUCAAAAUAUGGACUGUAGACUUAAUAUACUCAUAUAUAGCAGUUGAAAUGGUGGUGCUACUCAGGCUAUAUUCAGACUGCAGGCAAAUCAGAUUUGUUUCUCUAAUCAGAUAUUUAAGACUGUCGGUACUGUUUCUUGCAAGUGAUCAAAUCGGAUUUGCAUGUUUAGACAUCACCAACCUGUCUGCAUUGGUUGCUGUGGUAAUGACAGAGGCGUCAGUGACUGCAUAGCUAUGCUGCUGAUGCCCAAGCCCCCAGGAACAGUGGUGAGCUUUGAAGCCAAUUUGACAUAGUGGCCAAAUCGUGGAUUUACAACUUCCAGGUCUUGUCACAUGAUGUAACUGGGCCCAAAAAGACUUUCCUGUAGACUUAAAAAGUGAAAGAGACGUCUAUAAAUCACGGAUGAUUUUCUUUGAGGUAUAUCGGCUUCUAGUACAAACUCUGAAAUAGCCCUUAUUUAAAUCAUUAUGUUGUAAAAUUCAUUAAUAGCUGAAUCCACAAUUAUCUCCUACUGUCAUUGAUGUGAGCGAGCCUGUGGCCAAGUGAUAGGGAGGCAGGAUAAAAGACAGUGCUAGUGCGCUUGUUUUAUGGGUCCAUGGACGUGGAAAAUCUGACUGGGAUGCAUCUGUAGAAAUCUGAUUGGACUCACAUUUCAGACCACCUCUGUGUGUAGUUUGGAUCCAUUUUGCAAAAACUAACAUGCAUUUCAAGUUGCAUUUUGUCGUCCAGACAUGAUAAAAUCAAUCUGGACACAAUCUGGAUAUGCCAAAAAACUGAUUUGGGUGUGCAGUCUGAAAGAGACCUGAGAUAGCCACCCAACUGGGUAGCCGCAAACAUUUAGUUCCUUCAAAACCUAUUUUUUGCCAAAUAAAUCUGGGAUUUGGGCUUUAAAGUUUGGAUGAAAAUGCUUCAUAGUUCUCCCCCUGACUUUAACUGAUGUAAAUUUUAGAUGUAGUUUAAACUAUGAUCUCUUGUGUGAGACUGAUCCUGUUAUACAGCCAAACAGAGUAAGUGUAUUUUAUGAAACCUGUCUUUAAAUUCUUAAAAAAGACAGGUGCAUAGACCCAUACAUGCACAAACACAUGCACACAAACACAUAUAUUCAUACAAUACACACACAGUACACACAUUGUGGCACAGCCUGAGUGCGGAGCAGUGGUGGUUCUUCAUCGACUGGUGUGGUUUCUCGUGUUUGUUCAGCCCUUUAUCCUAUUUGUGCUCUUUUCAUUCUUUUAUGCAUAUUUAACAGUAUUUUACCCAUGUGGAGAUUCUACCAGGUUCAAGCCAGAAAAACUAAGGUGGAACCAUCUACAUUACAGAAGCUUCAUUUCUGCAAACAUUAUGCAACUCAUUUUCUAUUCAAGUACUUUUUGCUCAAUCUUAAAUUGAAGAAGCCCAGUGUUGCAAUGGGGAGCAUUGACUCUGACUUUGUCUUUCUGUUUGGAGAAAAUGAAUUAGUGAAGUUUGUGUUGUCGCAAAACUAUUGUAACAAAGACCCCUGGGUGUCUCCUCAGAUUUCCUAUUAAUACUACAAUGAUCACAUUAUUGUUUUUUGCAUAGCAGAAGUUCUUUUAUACCUGUUGAAUGUUCAUGAUUCAACUUAACAAAUCCCUAGAUUACCACAGAGCUAAGAUGAAGAGAUGAUACAUAAAACAGAGGCUCCUGAAGUUCUCUCUCCAGUCAGAAAAGCUUUUUGUCUAGACCUCUAAGCUCUUCAAGUCUUGCUGCAUGCUCCGACACUGACUGUUUGGUCAAAGUCCAGUAACAGGCAUCCUCAGCUUCAAUGGUGAGAUGAGUCAAUGUCAGCAUCUGCAACAUGUCCACUGUUGUUUAAGGGGUCACUUAAAAAUAUUGAUAUAAAAUUCUCACAUAUGUCUGUGGCAUCUAGUCAUGCUGAUAGUUUAGGUUUUUAUUGGUUUUGAAGUAUCGAUCCAGGUUUUGGGAUAUCAGUCUAUUGAGAUUUCUGCCUGAUCCAGUGGAGGAAUUUCCUUUGUGGUGCUCACAUCACUGAAACAGUGCAACAUUUCUUUGCAGAAGUAGUGUCCUGUUACUUUGGAUAAUCAUGUUGCUGUGAACAGUAUUUUAUUUCAGACAAUCUCAAAACUUUGGUGAAUAAAACCUAAACUAUGCAUGGCUAGGUACCACCGGAGCUAAGUGAGAAAUUGUUUUGUUUUUGUUUUGUUUUGUUUUUUGUCAUUUGGGUGAAUUGACCCCUUAGUGUCUCAGGGUGCCAAGCAUUUGAACCUGCUCUCUUUAUCACUCUGAAACUGAUUAUUUUUUUACUUGCUUUUUUGAAAAUCAAACAAAAUGUCCCUUAAAAUUUUAUUAUUUAUUUAAAGCCGCAUUAAUUGUUUUAGGCCACUUGGGGGCAGCAGAACAAGCACAAAAUUGACAUAUUGUAAAGUUUGAAUGACUAACAAUAUAGCAAGGAGUUGCCUACUUACACAUCGAGCAGACACAGAGCAACAUUGCCACUCAUUUGUAGUGGUGUUUGUGUCCACCUGAUGAAUGUAAGUCAAAUAUUUACUCUCUUUUAGCUCUGUUUUUGGUUUCCACCAGCUCCUGAGAUUAAAAUCUCUGCCUUUAGCUGCUAAAUGCUCCACCAUCUUCACCAGCUAGUAUAGAAUUUUGUAUCUGUGCCUUUUGGUGCUUGGCAGGUAGGCACAAUGAGAUUUUCAAAACUUUUUGGUGAAAAACAGCCGCCUGCUGCUGCUGGAAACAAGAUUGAUAAGAGCAUUUGCUGGUUGGAAGACCAAGCUAAUGAGCUAAAAGAUGAUAAAAAGAAAAACUCUUAAAAGCAGUGUUGGUGAUAAUUGUUUGCUACCCAGCUGGUACCAGACGUCAAUAUGAUGUCAGAAAAAUGUUGGAACCUUGCGUCAGGUUCGGAUACGAUAUCUUAAACGUCUUCGGACGUUAGAAUUGCAUGUUGUGUGGACGUUAACAUUAUACAACAACAUACCCUAUGACUAAAUGUCAUUAUUCUACUUGAGGAUGAUGUUUGCAUUCAAUGUAUCCUCAUGUAUUUGUCUGGUAUCCUAUGAAAAUCCACACAUAAUGGUUUGUAUAAUAUUUUACAAAUUUACGCCCCAUGAAUGACCUUAUGUACUUAACGUAAAAUUACUUACUUAGCGUAAAGUUGUGGAGGUUAGGUUUAAACAUGUAAAGUUAUGUGGCUAGGUUUAGGAAAAACACAUGAACAAUGCCCGUAUCAUGAGAGGUUAGGAAGACGUUGGAUUUUGGUUACUUAACAGCACAACUUAAAACCAACAAAAUAUCAACAUUAUCUGUCAUCAGUAUUCUACGACAAAUUGAUUUUGGAAUUAGACGUUGUCCUGACAUUGAAUUUUUGUCACCCGACAUCACAACCUAAAUUCAACCAAAUAUUAACAUCUAAGGACAUUGGUGGCCAGCUGGGUAGUUUGUCACUGUGGGCACUUCCUUUCACAUUACACAUAGUCACGUGAUCCAUUGUUCAUUUAAACUUAUUUAUUAAUGCAGCUUUAAAAUAUUUGUAACAGUAAUUAUAAUCAUGAACACCUAAAAUGAAUUGAAGAAUUUGAUACUUAGACACGAGGAGUCCUCCAGGCUACUUUUUUGGUUACGGCCAUUACAGCAGAUUGCUGUUGCUGUAACCGAAUGCUCGUACCCUUUUGCUGUGUAUUUGUCUUGUUUAGUUGAAACAUUUUUUUGUUGCUGCUUCUCUGAAACAAACACUGGCUUUUCAACUCCAAAGGUUGUUCUAUAAAAGAAUAUGAACAAAAACAUGCCUUUCUCAACUUUAUUGGAAAAAAAAAAAUCUGGUUUCCUGGUUGAACGCGCAGGCUGAGAUCAUUGAGUAAAUAUAAAAAUGGAAAAUGUUUACAAAUAGGUGUCAUGUCAUGUUUGAUCAAUUUUUGCUAUGUAAAAAUAGCUUGGUUCAAUUGGACUGGUUCUUGGUGUUGUGUAGAGACAAAGUUUCCUCACCUUGUCUUUAAUCCAACUUUUGGGAUAGGUCAGCAUUACAUGGAUACAAAUGCACCUCCGAUAUUUGCCUUAGAACUUGCAGAGGCCAUAGUUCACAUUCAAGUGAAGUGAGUGUAUGCAGGGGUCUGGGCCCCCAUCCCUGAGUCACCAGUGCGGACUUUCUCACACUUAUCUACCUGUGAAAUCCUUCAUACCUCUCAUAACUGGUCAAUGACUGUAUCAGCAAACUGCAUCAGGUGUUUUUUCUACAUGCUUUUUACACAGAUUAUAUGGAUUAUUGUAUUAGUAGAUUUUGGUGCAUCAUUUUUAAUGUAAUAGCUCUUAAGCUUGUAGUUCAAGUUGUUGUUUUUUUCUUUCAUUUUUCUAGAUGACUGUUUUGUGUUAAUAUUGUCAAUUUGCUGUUAUUUGCUUAUUCUCUACUAAGAGUUCUUACCUUUAUAAUUUUUAAAUGCUACAUGACCCUAAUUAAUUAAAAUGACUUAAUAACCAUUGUAAAUACGGUAUUGUGCAAACCCCAUUUUCAUUCAUUUCAAUUGCUAGUGUUAUAUAAAUGACUCUUUUGUCUAGACACCAUUUCUCUUUAUGAAAUAAAGAAACAUGCAUAUCA